AUGUUGCCCGAUAGGUUUGUCAAAAAAUCGCCGCCUCCACUUUCACAGCAUAAAAGACACAGUGAAAAUGAGCAGCAACAGAAAAAACAACAACAAUUAUUCGCCAAUCCAUAUUCAUUGGGACAAGAAUCAUCGUUUAUUUCUUCAAGUAAUAAUCAUAAUCAUAAUAAUAAUAAACGAUAUCGUCCAACAGAAACUCAAUCCUUAACACGUGCAACCGAUUUUCAUCAUAAUCGGCAAUAUCCAACGAAAUUACAAAUUUUUCAGCCGUCAGUUACAAAUAAUAAAGAACAACAAAAACAAAAUAAAACUACAACAUGCUAUGAAUAUGAAUAUGAACUUGAAAAACGACGACGUUCAUCAUCUGAAAAUAAUAAUCAACAAUAUAGAAAUGAUUUGAAUAUUCACCGUGAAUCUCUUGAUUGUCUCAAUGAUUUAACAGAUGAAUAUAAAAUAUUACCCCGAGAGAAUAAUUCUUUAAAUAAUCAAAAAAAUAAAACUAUGUAUGAAACAAAACAACAAGAUCAACAUAGUGAAGGCGUUUAUCGUUGUCUGCCAAAAUCUGUAAGUCGCACAGAAGAUCAAACUACUUAUCAACAUUCACUUUCGGAAAAUUUACUUUAUAAACAGUUAAAACCCCUUGUAAAAACAGUCUUAACAUUAAGUGUCGAUAAUAUAAAAACAUUAGAUUAUUCUCUUCAACAUCAACAACGUUUAGUAAAACCUAUUCAUAUUCACUCGUCGACAAAUUCGGUUCCAGAUGAAACAAGUAUUAAGUAUGUUCGAGCUGAACGGUUACCCGUUGAAGCUGUUUUAUCAAAAUCUCAAAUAACAAAAACGCACGGAGGUCAUUCAUCAACUGUUGUCAAAGAUGUUCGAUAUGCAUGUCGUGAAGUAACAACCAAUAUUCAUCAGCCACUACGGCGACGAACCAUUGAAGGUCAACAUGAAUUACGUGUUUUUGAUAAACCAAUUACAUCAGGAACAAUACAGCCUGUCGAAUCUACCAUUUUUAAACCUAUUGAAACCUUACCUAUGAAGCAUUCAUCAAUAAAUAUUACUAGAUCUGCAAGAGGUGAUCGUUUUCAUACUGUCGAUAUAGGUAGUACAUUAACACAUCAACGUACACAGUCUGGCCCAUACGAUUUACAUAAUAGGUUCGGAUCCAUUCAAUCAAAUUUAUCGAAGAAAUCAGUAGAAUUCUCACUACCUACAUCAACACAUCAUUCAUCAACAAUAGUGAAACUAAAUCGUACACCAGCAUCAAGUGUUUUUCUUGAUAAGGUACAAACACAAAUAAAAGGUCAACGUGAAGUACGUUUUGCUGAUCAACCAAUUCAACCAGGCUCAGCUAAAACCGUAGAAUCUGUUGUACCGAAAUCAAUUAUGAAACAACUUGAACAUACAACAACAAUCGUUACUGAAAAACAACCAUCUCGACGUGUUUUAGAAAUAACAGGUAGUGGGAAAAAAACAAAAGCUGAUAUGAUGCAAUUAUUAAUCGAAAAACCAACACUACCAGCUGAACAUAGUUCAACAAUCAUUAAAGGACAACCACAAAGCUUUACCAUCGGUCAAACGCAACCAAUUCUUGGUCAACACGCAGUAAACUAUUAUGAUCGUCCUAUUGAAUCGUACGAUGAAAUGGAAGGUCUAUUUUCUAAACAAAAUAUAGUUCAGCAUUCACAAGAAGGUGAACAUCAAGUAACAUAUAUUAAACAAACACGACCUAAAUAUGAACCCGUUGAAUUAGCUUUUAAACGACCAGUAAUCUUACCAAGUGUAUCAAAAUUAAUUGCUGAUAUCCCAGCAUCAACACAAAUAACAUCUAUAAAGCCGACAGAAAUUCUUUUAACAGAAGAUAAUUCAUAUAAACAAGAUCGAGAAAUAAAUAAUGUAACACGUUAUCAACAAUUUGAUGAAAUGGAACUUAUUCUUGACAAACCAUACGUAUACGAUAGUUCAGCGACAUUAAUUGCAAAUAUUCAACCAGAUUUUGAAUUGAAAUUAAUACAACAAAAAAUAAAUAAAGAUGAAGAAUCCAAAGAAUUUCAUCAACAUAAAUCAUAUAUUGAAGAGAAUAUUCAAUCUGAAUCAAUUUUUCAAAGACCAUUAAAAGGGACUCCGCUUAUGCAACAACCCAUUGAAGAAUCUAGUACAAAUUUAACAAUGAAAUUGAAUACAGAUCAACAAAUAAAACCAUUUGAGUUAAUCCUUCCACGUCUUGAUAUUGAAUCAUCAGUAAGUACGAUUGCUGGUUUACAUACGAAAAUUGAUGUACCAUCAAAUAUCGAAAGAUCGUCAUUCAAUGGUCUAAUCGAACGAAAGAAACUUACAGAUAAUGAGAUUGAAUUAAUCGUGCCCAAACCAAAAUAUAUCGAUAAAAGCACAUCAACAUUGAUAGCUGAUGUGCAAGCUCAACUGGAAACAAAAGAAAUACGGCCAAAUGAAAUUCAACCUGAAAUAUCAUCAGCAACGGUUUUUUUUGAUGAAACAACAGAAUAUAUCAUACCCGAAUCUGUUGAAAUACGUAUGAAACAACCGAUUGUUCAGAAUAGUUCAACAACGCUUCUUGCUAAUGCACAAUCAGCAUUAGAUCCAAGAACAAUUCAAAUACAAACAAACACAAAUCAAUCAUUAGAACAAAGUGCAUCAGCAGUUUCAUUUGAAAUACGAUUUCAACAGAAUCAACUGUCUGAAGUUGAACUUGUCCUUCCUCGUCCACCAAUACAAGAGAGUAUAUCUGUCAUGUUAACUGAUAUUCAUUCAACACUUGACACAUCACAAAAACAUAUAAUCAUUCCACCACCCCCUCAACACCCUAUAGAAUCGAGUAGUCAAUUUAUCUUAGAACAAGGUAUCGAAAGUCAACAGGAACAAUCGUAUGGUCUACCAACAAUUCAUGCUGACUUAAAUCAACCCGUCGAAUUUGUCUUUAAUGUUGAAGAUGGAAAUGCGUCGACAAUAUCUCAACAAUAUAGACAAGAUUAUAAUACAAGAAUGUUGACGAGUGCUACGAAUGGAACAGAUAAAAUGUUAUCAUUAGAAAAUUCAGCACGUCAAUUUAAACCCAUUGAAUUUGUUGUAUCAGGUGGUUUAAGUGGGUUUAAUAAUUCGAUUGAAAACUAUGCAACUGUUGGCGAUGGUAGUUAUACAACAACAACAACAACAAAACGAACCAUAACAUCAUCAGAUACAGGCGGAUAUAGUGAAACAACAAAUCGAUCGGUUAUUCGUGGCAUAAGACCAUAUGAUCAAGUCGAUUUAGUUUUACAACCAGACAGUUCAUUAUCAUCGAUAUCGAAAGUUUUAACCACAAAAGUUGGUUUAGAUUCAAAUCAUGCACCAUAUUUUUCUCUGUCAUUACAUGAUCAAACCGCACGAGAAGGCGAGUCGGUUCUUUUCGAAGUUGUUGUCUCUGCGCAACCGUCAGCCGAAAUUGUUUGGGAUAAGGAUGGUACAUUAAUUGGAGAUGAUUCAGCAUUUCGUCUCGACUAUUAUGGUGAUGGUCGUACAACACUUUAUAUACCCGAAGCAUUUUUUGAUGAUCAAGGCAAUUAUACAUGCACAGCAACAAAUUCACUGGGUACAUGUCGUACAACAGCACGUCUUACUGUUGAUUCAACCGGAGAAGGUUCAGCACCAAAACGCCGUCAUAUGAAUGAUUCAUCAGUAGUUUAUUAUGAACAAGGACCAAGACAAACAUUCGAAUCCUAUCAUCUUUAUUCGCAACCAUCAAGAACAAUAACACAAGUUACUGAAGAAACUGAAAUUUAUCAAAUACCAUCUGAACAACAACACAAUGAAAAAAAAUAUUCAAUUUAUGGAUCACAACCUAAAUUUCAACCAGUUUCAUUUUUAGUUUCAAGUACUCCAGAAAAUCAACAACAACAACGCAACAGUGGUCUGGUAGCGACUGUAGCUAAACAAGCAGGUCCUACAUAUUCACAAUAUCAACAAUACGUAUCUCAUGAACCUGAGCAUAUGCAAACAGAAUCAACUACAUCUAUGAUCCGUUAUGCUUAUUCUCAUGAGCAACCUACUUCAACUUCAUAUAUUACUACAAAACCAAAUUUUACAAAGCCAUUGGAACCUAUCGAUGCACUCGAAGGUGGAACUAUUCAAAUAACAGUACAUUUAACUUCUUCUGGUCCUCAACAUAGUCGACCACAGAUUCAAUGGUAUCAUCAUUCUCAACCGAUUGUACCUGAUAAUAUACAUUAUCGUAUAAUCGACGAACAUGACACUUCAACAUUGGAAAUUAUUAAUAUCACAAGAGGCGAUACUGGCCAAGUAUGGUGUGUUGCUACUACUCCAGCUGGAUCAGCAACUACAACUUGCGAUAUUAAUGUUGCAGAAAAUCCUGCUCGAACCCAUCAUCAUUUGAGAACAUCGCAUCAAGUCGUACCUCAAGAAACAGUGUAUAAAACUCAAGCAACUCAUUUAAGUCAUGCACAAAUUCCUCUUCAUCAUCAACAAUAUGAACAACAACAACAACAACAACAACAACAACGGGUACCAUCUCAUUUCUAUACCACACAAACGAUUACUCAACAGCAAACCUCUCCCCAAUUAUAUACUCCUCUCUCAUCUCAAACAUCUCAUUCAUAUGCUUCGCCAGCAUCGUCUCUACAAUCACAAUAUGUAACAUCUCAGAAUGUAACACCUCAAUCAUUUGUUCCUCAAGCUCCUCCACUUUUGCCUAAUUAUACUUCUCGAGCAAAUUAUUCGGAUCAACACCCUAAAAUAAUCAAUGGCGGUUUAAAAGAUCAACCUUUAUAUGUAGGAUCCGAUACUGUCUUCGAAUGUCAAUUUACUGGACAUCCUGAUAAAAUACAAUGGUUUCACAAUGAUGUUGAAAUCCUUUAUAAUUCUCAGCAAUUAAAUAAUAGAGUUUAUCAUAUAACUAAUCCAACGAAUGGAACAAGUCGACUUAUUAUACGAUCGACAACCAAUGAAGACGUUGGAACGUAUACAGUCAAAAUUUCUGGGCCCAAUGGCGAAGAAAUAUCAAGUGCAAAACUUAUACCAGCUACACAAUUUGAAAAUAUGCAAAAGAAAAAAGUUGAACUUACACAACGUAAAGCACUUGUUCAUGAACUUGAAGAAAAACAAAUAAAACGUAUGCGACCAUCAAGAUCAGUAGGACCACGUAGUAGUUUUACUUCAUAUGGUACAAGCGAUGACGAUGUAUUCUAUGAACCGACUCAACGAGCUGCUGCUCCAUCACGACAAUUAACAGCACCAACGCUUAGUCGGCCAUUACAAGAUUCUAAUGUCAAAGAAGGUCAACCUAUUAUAUUAACAUGUCAAGUGCAAGGUUUUCCAAAAUCUGAGCUUUUCUGGUUUAAAAACAAUGCUCCAUUACCAUUAUCAGCACGACAUAAAAUUGCCUAUGAUGCUGGCAGUGGUACUAUUACAUUGCGCAUUAAUGAUUCGCGACCAGAAGACAGCGGGACAUAUGCAAUUGUUGCAAAAAAUCCUCAAGGUCAUGUGCAAACAAACGCUUACAUUGAUGUCGAACAAACACCUGCCAUUGAUGAAACGUCCUAUGUACAACCAGAUGCAUUUAAAUACAUUGAGAAACAACCAACAGGUCCUCGUCCAUUUAAAGGACAUCGAGACUCAGAUACAUCAAAUUUACAACAAAAACCAGCAAAAAUUCUUAAAACACCAAUGAAUACUUCGAUACUUGAAGGUGGUACAGUACAAUUUAGUUGUCAAGUUGAAGGAAGCCCAAAACCGAAAAUUGUUUGGUUAAAAGAUAAUAAACCGUUAAUGGCUGGAAAACGUUUUUCAACAUAUUUUGAUCAAACAACAAAAACGUCUGUUUUACGUAUAACUGAUGUAUGUAAAGAUGAUCAAGGUUAUUAUACUUGUAUUGUUGAUAAUCCGCUAAAUUCGGAUCAAAGUACAGCCACAUUACAAGUUAUUCCUGAAUCAAAAAUAGACCAAAGAUCAUAUGUCGAAACAGACGCAUUUAAAUAUUUAACACCAGAAAAUAAACAACCCAUUGCAUAUAAUAAAGACUAUGAUCGAAGUGGUGUUGAAAGUGAAUACUUUGUCAAUCCAGACGCAUUUCGUUAUUUGGAAGCUAAAAAGCCAUCAAAACAAAAUGAUGAUAACUUAACAAUUGAUGAUAGACCAAUUGUUGACGUUGAUGCUUUUCGUUACCUAGAAGCACGACAAGCAGCAAAAGUAAAGAAAGACGUUGAUGUUCGAGCAUCAAUCGACGAUACACCACUCGUUGCACCAGAUGCAUUUCGAUAUUUAGAACGAAAAGUUGAUGCCGCUAGAUUAAAAAAAGAUCAAGACACAGGUCCAGCAGUAGAUGAAACACCACAAGUCGAUUUAAAUGCAUUCUUGUAUUUGGAACGAAAAGGAAUACCACAAAAUUUUCAGCGUCCAGAACCAAGUGUCGAUGAAUCAUCUAUUUCUAAUCCAAGUGCAUUUAUAUAUUUAGAACGUAAACCAACCAAAAAACCUGAUGACAAUGGUCCAACAGUUGAUGAAACACCAAUUGUUAAUCCAGAUGCAUUUCGUUAUUUAGAACGAAAAGUUGUACCACAGGCACGCGAUACAACACCAAACGUUGAUACAACGCCAAUAGUUAAUCCAGAAGUAUUUCGAUAUUUGGAACGACCUAAUCUACCUAAUCGAGUUGAUGAAGGUCCUACAGUCGAUAAUCGACCUAUUGUGCCACAAGAAGCAUUUCGUUGGCUUGAACGUCCAAAACCUGUGCAACGUGCACCAGAAGGACCAUCCGUUGAUGAAAGUACAUAUGUUAAUCCAUUAGCAUUUCGUUAUAUUGAAGCAAAACCAAAGAAAAUUAUUGAUCAAGGACCAAAAGUCGAUGAAAGUUCAUAUGUGAAUCCGCAAGCGUUUAUAUAUCUCGAGGCACCCAUAUUGAAAACAAAAACUAAUGAAGGACCAGCUAUUGAUACAUCGACCUAUGUUAAUCCAGAGUUAUUUGUCCAAUUUGAUCAAAAACCUGCUGCUCAACCAAAACAGGAGGAACAAGAAAUCAAACGAUCACCAAGAGUUAUUCAACCAUUGAGAAACACACAAAUUCAUGAAGGAAAACCUAUAGCACUAGUUGCUAUUAUUGAUGGUUAUCCAACACCACAGUUAACAUGGCUUAAAGAUGGGGCUGAACUACCGGCAUCAACUCGUGUAACAACGAAUUAUGAUAUUUCAUCAAAAACUGCAUGGGUUCGUAUUGAUAGUGCUCGACCAGACGAUAGCGCCGUAUAUACAGUUAUCGCUCAUAAUCCAGCUGGUGAUGUACGCAGUGAUGCUCGUCUUAAUGUUGUACCUAGUAUGACACCCAUUGAUGAUACAGCAUUUGUACCAGCUGCAGCAUUUUCAAAAAUAGAACGACCUACAUCACAAAAUCGUUCAAAUGUUCCUGAAACAACAGGUGUUGAUGAUACAUCUUUUAUUAAUCCGGAACUAUUUCGACAAUUUGAAGUAUCUCUUAAACAGCCAGAAUAUUACACUGAUGAAGUCAUUGUUCAAGUACCAGCACGCAUUCUAGCGCCAUUAAAAUCUGUACACGCACCUGAAAGUGUUACAGUAGUUUUAGAAGCUAUUGUCGACGGUACUCCGAUACCAACAUUUACUUGGUUAAAAGAUCAAUUACCAUUGAGUGAUAGUAAUCGUUUUGUAAUCAACUAUGAUUUGCCUAGUAAACGUGUUACAUUAACAAUAAAAGAUGUACGUGAAAGUGAUGCAGGAACAUAUACAUUAUUAGCAUCGAAUGGUCCACAACUUCAUAAUACAUCAGCUAAAUUACAAAUUCUUGGUGCACCUUCAGUUGAUCAAUCAUCAUUUAUAUCAAUCGAUGCUUUUAAACAAUUGGAACAACCUCUAAAACAACCACAUCGAAUACAAGUCCAACCAGGUGUUGAUCAAACAUCGUAUGUUUCUCAACCAGAUCGUUUUGCUGUAUUCGAUCAAAUACAACCAAAUCGACGACCAUUAAAUGAAUUUGGUGGUGUUGAUGAAACACCACUUGUUAAUUUGGAGAAAAUACAUUUAUUAGAAACUCCAUCAAAACAAAAUAAACAACCAUAUGACAUCGAAGAAAAAUCGCAAGCACCAUCAGUUUUAGCGCCUAUCCGAUCAAUUAAUGCUCCAGAAAGUACUCAUGUUGUUUUAACAGCAAAAAUUGAUGGUAGUCCAAUACCAACCUUUACUUGGUUCAAAGACAAUGCACCAUUAGUCGCUUCAUCUCGUUUUACAACUCAUUAUGAUAUUCUAACAAAAUUAAUUAUGUUACAAAUCAAUGAUGCUCGACCUAAUGAUACAGGUGUUUACACAGUUCGAGCAGAUAAUCCAUCCGGUAAUGUUUCAACAUCGGCUACACUUAAUAUAUCAAGUUUACCAUCGGUGCGCGAUCAAGCAUUUAUUUCAGCAGAUAAAUUCGAUCGUCUUGAACAAUCAAAUCAACCACGUUUUAUUGAAGGCUUCAGUGGUGUUGAUGACCGUGCACUUGUUGAUUUAACAAGAUUACAACAAUUAGAAAUCAAACCAAACCGAAUUAUACCGGAAGAAGAACAUGCUGAACAAUGUCGACCAACAGUUCUUGUACCACUUCGUCAUGUUCAUGCAGUUGAAAAUCAACCAGUUGUUUUAUCGGCACAAAUUCAAGGCAAACCGCAACCACAAUUUACUUGGUAUAAAAAUAAUCAACCGCUCAGCGAAGGAAAUCGUUUUCGUACACAUUAUGAUAUGCCAUCAAAAACAAUAUUUCUUACGAUGGCCGAUGCACGUGAUGAUGAUACCGGUGUAUAUCGUUUAGUAGCACAAAAUCCAUUGGGACAAGAUGAAACAUCAUGUAUGGUCAAUGUUGAUUUAAAUCAGCCGCUUAUUGAUCGGCGUUCAUUUGUACCUCAAACAGCAUUUGAACAAUUAGAAAAACCUACAUAUAGAAUAAACGAUGUGCAAAGUGGUGUUGAUCAAACAAGCUUCUUUGAUCAAGAAUUGUUUCGUCCAUUCGAUGAACACCAUAUUAAACAUCCAUCAGCUAUUGUUGGCGGCGAAGAAAGUGAUGCAGUUAUGCCAAUAACUGCACCAAAAGUUGUUACACCACUUCGUCCAGUAACAAUGCCCGAAGGUGAAACUGUUGUUUUAACAACACAAGUUGAAGGUUAUCCAUUACCACAAUUUACAUGGAUGCUUAAUAAUCAACCAUUAAUGGCAUCGAAUCGUGUUACAUCACAUUAUGAUAUGUUAACAAAACGUUGCUUUUUGCAAUUAAUUGAUAGUCGACCAAAUGAUUCGGGAACAUAUGAAUUAGUAGCUGAAAAUCCAGCUGGUCAAGAUCGUACAAAAACAGAAUUAACUGUCGUACCUGUAUCAAAAAUUGAUCAAACUGGCUAUGUACCGUAUGAUAAAUUUUCAACAUUGGAAUUCAAACCACGUAUUCCAAGUGAUCUUCGUUCGGGUGUCGAUGCAACACCAUUUGUUAGUGGAGAAAUAUUUCGUUUAUUGGAAACAAAACCAGUUAAUCAACAACAUGUGCCAGAAAACGAACAAAGUUUACCAUUAGAAGUUAUUAUACCAUUAAAAUUAGCUGUUGCACAAGAAGGACAACCUGUUAUAUUAACAACUAAAAUACGUGGUAGACCAGUACCACAAUUUACUUGGCUUCGUAAUAAUCAACCACUAAUGGAAUCAACGCGUUUUCAAACACAGUAUGAUUUUCCAUCAGAAACACUUGUACUUGAAAUUAGUGAUAUUUGGCCACAUGAUUCAGGUACCUAUACAGUGAUUGCUCAAAACCCACGAACAGGUGAACGAGUUGAAACAUCAGCUCCAUUAGUCGUACGCAGUGACACAACACCUGUUGAUCAUACAGCAUUUGUAGCACCAGAUGCAUUUCGAACAUUAGAAUCAGGACCUAAUCUACGUACAGUUUUCGUUGAACCAGGUGUUGAUACCAAUAGUUUUCUUAGCCCUGACGCAUUAAAAGCAUUAGAUCAAGGUAAACCCAAACCAACGGGUGAACAAGAAAAGGAGCAACCACGAACACCACCGAAAGUUAUUAUUCCAUUAAAACCCAUUAACUGUAAUGAAGGACAACCAAUUAAUUUUACAGCAAAAGUUGAAGGAAAUCCACAUCCAACAUUUACAUGGUUUAAAAAUAAUCAACCACUUCAAGAAUCCAAUCGACUUUGGUCACAUUAUGAUGUACCUAGUAAAACAGUUCUUUUACAAGUAAAUGGUGCUCGGCCAGAUGAUAGUGGAACAUAUACGCUUGUUGCAAAAAAUCCACUUGGUCAAGAUCAAACACAAACACCAGUAAAUGUCUCAUUUGGUCCAGCAAUUGAUACCAAUGCAUUUGUUUCUCCAGAAAAAUUUGCUGCUUUUGAUCAACCUUUUGGUCUACGUGCACCACUACAAUCAGGUGUUGAUACAACUCCAUUUGUACAACCAGAACGCUUUGCACAAUUAGAAGUGAAAGCACCAGUUCCAACUAAAGAAGAUUUGGAACAUAUGGAAGCACCAAGAGUUAUUACACCUUUACAAAGCGUCCAAGUUAAAGAAGGGUCGCCGGUUCUUCUUCAAGCAACAAUUAUUGGAAAACCGAGACCUAAUUUUGUCUGGUUGAAAGAUGGUCAACCAUUGCCUACGUCAACUCGUCUUCGUACUCGUUAUGAUAUUGGUACCAAACAAGUUUUAUUACAAAUAAAUGAUGUUCGUCCUCAUGAUAUCGGUGAAUACGUUGUCAUAGCAACAAAUCCUGCAGGUGAAGAUUCUUCAGUUUGCUCAUUGAGUGUUCAACCAGAUAAACCAGGUGUUGAUGACAGAGCUUUUGUUCCCGAAGAUAAAUUUCGUAAUUUGGAACAUCCAGAAGGUAAAGGACGGCGACCAUUGGAAAUCGUACCUGGUGUUGAUACCCAACCAUUUGUUUCGCCUGAUAAAUUUCGUAAUUUGGAUCAUAUUCCAACUUCAAUGAAACCAGAAGAUGUACCACUUGAAGCAAGACGACCACCACGCGUUAUUACACCAUUGAGUAACUGUGAAUUAGAAGAACUUAUGCCUGUACUUCUCACAACUACCAUCGAUGCUGGUGUCCCAAUGGCAACAUUUACUUGGUAUAAAAAUGGUGAACCACUACUUGAAGGCAAUCGUUUCACUACUAAAUACGAUAUAUACCCGAAAACAUUAACAUUGCAAGUUCUUGCCGCUCGUCCUGAUGAUGACGGAACUUACACAGUUCGUGUAACCAAUCCUUCUGGUAGCGACGAAACAACAUGUAAACUUGCUAUUCGACCAGUAGCAUCGAUCGAUACUACACCAUUUGUGAAACCAGAACGAUUUGCACAAUUAGAACUCAAAGCUCCACUUCCAACGAGCGAAGAUUUACAACAAAUGGAACCACCCAAAGUCAUUGUGCCACUUCAGGAUGUACAAAUUAAUGAGGAAUCACCAGUUCUUCUUCAAGCAACUGUUAUUGGAAAACCAACACCUCACUUUAUCUGGUUGAAAGACGGUGCUCCACUGCCAGCAUCUAAUCGUCUACGUACUCGCUAUGAUAUCGGUACCAAACAAGUUUUAUUACAAAUAAAUGAUGCUCGCCCACAAGAUAUUGGUGAAUAUGUUGUAAUCGCAACUAAUCCUGUUGGUGAAGAUUCUUCAGUUUGUUCAUUAAAUGUGGUGCCAGAUAAACCGGGUGUAGAUGACCGAGCUUUUGUUCCACAAGAUAAAUUUCGCGAUUUGGAACAUCCAGAAGGUAAAGAUCGACGCCCAAUCACAAUCGUACCUGGUGUUGAUACUCAGCCAUUUGUUUCGCCUGAUAAAUUCCGUAGUUUGGAUCAUGUUCCAACUUCAAUGAAACCAGAAGAUACACCGCUUGAAGCAAAACGACCACCACGUGUACUCGUACCAUUGAGUAAUUGUGAGUUAGAAGAACUUAUGCCCGCUAUACUUACAACCACGAUUGAUGCUGGUGUUCCCAUGGCUACAUUUACAUGGUAUAAAAAUGGCCAGCCACUACUUGAAGGCAAUCGUUUCACUACUAAAUAUGAUAUUUAUACGAAGACAUUAACGUUACAAGUUCUUGCUGCAAGACCAGAUGAUCAAGGAACUUACACAGUCCGAGCAACAAAUCCUGUUGGUAGCGAUGAAACAACAUGUAAACUUGCUAUUCGACCAACACCUUCUAUUGAUACAACUCCAUUCAUACAGCCAGAAUUCUUCACACAACUUGAGCUCAAAGCACCACCCCUGACCAAAGAAGACUUCGAUCAAAUGGAACCUCCAAAAGUUAUUGUACCUUUACAAAGUCUACAAGUUACCGACGGAUCACCUGUUCUUCUUAAAGCAACUGUUAUUGGAAAGCCAACACCCCAUUUUAUCUGGUUGAAAGAUGGUGCUCCAUUGCCAGCCUCAAAUCGUCUGCGUACUCGUUAUGAUAUUGGUACCAAACAAGUUUUAUUACAAAUAAAUGAUGUUCGUCCUCAUGAUAUCGGUGAAUACGUUGUCAUAGCAACAAAUCCUGCAGGUGAAGAUUCAUCAGUUUGUUCAUUGAGCGUUGUACCAGAUAAGCCGGGUGUUGAUGACAGAGCUUUUGUUCCCGAAGAUAAAUUCCGCGAUUUGGAACAUCCAGAAGGUAAAAGACGGCGACCAUUGGAAAUCGUACCUGGUGUUGAUACCCAACCAUUUGUUUCACCUGAUAAAUUUCGUAAUUUGGAUCAUGUUCCAACUUCGAUCAAACCAGAAGAUAUACCACUAGAAGCAAGACGGCCGCCACGUGUUAUUGUGCCAUUGCGUAACUGUGAACUAGAAGAACUUAUGCCCGUUAUACUUACAACCACGAUUGAUGCUGGUGUUCCCAUGGCUGCAUUUACUUGGUACAAAGAUGGUCAACCACUGUAUGAAGGAAAUCGUUUUACUACUAAAUACGAUAUCUACACAAAGACAUUAACACUGCAAGUACUUGCUGCGCGACCAGACGACCAAGGAACAUAUACAGUUCGAGCCACAAAUCCUGUUGGUAGUGAUGAAACCACAUGUAAUCUAACUAUUCACCCAACAGCUUCAAUUGAUACACGACCAUUCAUACAGCCAGACCGUUUUGCACCACUAGAGGUCAAAGCACCACUACCAACAAAAGAAGACUUGGAUAAAAUGGAACCUCCAAAAGUGAUUGUACCUUUAGAGAAUUUACAAGUUCCCGAAGGAUCACCUGUCCUACUCAAGGCAACUAUUAUAGGAAAACCUACCCCUAAUUUUGUGUGGUUGAAAGAUGGUGCUCCAUUACCAGCAUCAAAUCGUCUACGUACCCGAUACGAUAUCGGUACCAAACAAGUUCUUCUACAAGUAAACGAUAUUCGUCCUCAAGAUAUUGGUGAAUACGUAGUCAUUGCAACCAAUCCAGCAGGCGAAGAUUCAACUAGAUGUUCUCUGAAUGUUGUACCAGACAAACCUGGUGUGGAUGAUCGAGCUUUUCUCCCAGAAGAUAAAUUUCGCGAUCUGGAACAUCCACAAGGUAAAGGACGACGUCCGAUCGCAAUUGUGCCUGGUGUUGAUACUCAACCAUUUGUUUCACCCGAUAAAUUCCGUAAUUUGGAUCAUGUACCAAGUUCGGUGAAACCAGAAGAAGUACCAAUUGAAGCAAUGCGUCCUCCACACGUGAUUGUACCAUUGAGUAACUGUGAGAUAGAAGAACUCAUGCCUGUGUUACUUACAACCACAAUUGAUGCUGGUGUCCCGAUGGCUUCAGUAAGCAUUCUGACUCCCUGUUGA
Messenger RNA from Rotaria socialis, 13755 nucleotides. The record is from the annotation of a GenBank genome assembly. NCBI's taxonomy places the organism in Eukaryota, Metazoa, Rotifera, Eurotatoria, Philodinida, Philodinidae.